Messenger RNA from Closterium sp. NIES-65, 5415 nucleotides. The record is from the annotation of a GenBank genome assembly. Lineage: Eukaryota; Viridiplantae; Streptophyta; Zygnematophyceae; Desmidiales; Closteriaceae.
AUGGCUACCCCUAGUGUCCUCGCUAUUGACGCCGAGGGUCGAGCCAUUGACUUUGACGUCUGGGUAGAUGACCUGCAGCUGUUCUUACAGUGCGAUAGGGCAGACAGUCUCUCCCUCUUUGACCUCACCUCUGGUGCCUCUCCUGCUCCUGCUGCUGAUGCUGACGCCACUGUUCGCUCACAGUGGGCCACGCGCGAUGCUGCUGCACAUCUUGCUGUGCGUCGCCACCUCCCUACCUCUGAGCGUGCGCACUUUAGUCAGUACAAGAGUGCUCAGACCUUGUACGACGCUGUAGUUGCACGCUACUCCUCCCCUGCCACUACUGCACUGAGCCGUCUCAUGCUACUGGGUGUUCCCCCUCCCCCCUUCUGCCCUCUGUUGCCUCUGCUGCUGCGGCCGACCUCCUUGGUCUUGAGUCGGUCGGUGCGGCGUCUGCCUCUAGCGGGAGACGCCGCUCUGGCAGGGGCAAGGGGGGCAGGGGCGCUGGAGGAGCGAGCGGGGGCGGUGGAGGUGGAGGUGGAGGCGGCGGGGGGAGUGGGGGUGGCGGUGGGAGUGGAGGUGGGGGUGGAGGUGUCGGUGGCGGCAGUGGAGGCGGAGGCGGCGGCGGCGGUGGCGAUGGGAGCGGAGGUGGCGGAGGUGGUGGCGGUGGAGGAGGCGGUGGAGGCGGCGGUAGUAGCGGAGGCGGCGGUAGUAGAUGAGGCGGCGGAGGCGGCGGAGGCGGCGGGGGUGGCGGUGCAGCUGGUCGCGGGUCUACGCAGAGGAGUGGCUCCGGUGGUGGUCCGCGCUAGCAGCAGCAGCACGGUCGAGCUACCUUGUCCCCUCAGCAGCUCCUGUGGGGGUACGCACCCCACCCAGCGCUGCUUUGGCCGCCUAACGGACGCGUGGCGUCACCAGUUCCCUGAGGCCACAGAGAUCCCUCGCUGGGGCGAGCUGUCUAGGGCGGGAGUUGCCAUCUAUGAUCUUAAUUUUGAUGCUAUCCUUUCUGCCAUGUAUGCUGUGUCUAUUAGUGAUGAGGGUGACUGUUACCGGUGUUUCCCGCCCGACCCGGGCAUUGAGACUGCUGCUCUAGGUACUGGUGAGGCUGCUGCUCUAGGUGCCAGUGAGGCUGCUGCUCUAGGUGCCAGUGCGUCUGCGUCCUCACGUGCUGGUGAGUCUGCGCUCGCAGGUACCGCGUCGGCUUCGGUCUCCCUCACCUUCACACUUGACUCAGGGGCUUCUCGCUCCUUCUUUCGAGACCGCACCACACUCACGCCGCUUGGUCGGCCGGUUGCAGUCUCCCUGGCAGACCCCUCUGGGGGUCCUGUCCUUUCUCACUUCUCCACUGACCUCCCGUGUCCAGCGGCCCCCUCUAGCACCUUGUCUGGUCUAUACCUCCCCUCAUUCUCUUCGAACUUGGUGAGUGGUGCUGACCUACAGGAUGCGGGGGUUCACCAGUUUACUCCUGCGAGUCAGCGGGUGACCCACUGCUCGGACGCUCGCACAGGCCGGCACCUGGCCACGUUUACGCGUCGCCCGGGGUCGAGCCUAUACACCCUGACCACUGAGUCUCCUCCUGUCCCUGCGUCUGGUCAGGUAGCUGCGUCGGGUCAGGUGUUUGCUGCAGCGUUCAGGUCUGGUCCUGAGUCUGCCCCCUGCUCGUGUCGCCUCCUGUCUCACGAGACUCUCCUCUGGCACCACCGCCUUGGUCACCCCUCCCUGCCUCGUCUCCGUGGCAUGGCCUCUUGUGUCCUUGUCUCUGGCCUUCCCCGGUUCCUCCCUCCCCUUCCUCCGGGGCCUGGCCCCACCUGCGUCCCCUGUGUCGAGGGGCGGCUGCGGGCUGCCCCUCACUCCUCUCAGUUUCCCCCGACAGAGGCCCCUCUGCAGACGCUUCACAUGGACGUGUGGGGCCCGGCCCGCGUCCGUGGACAGGGUCACGAGCGCUACUUCCUGCUAGUGGUUGACGACUACUCGCGUUACACCAUUGUCUUCCCCUUGCGCAGCAAGAGUGAUGUCACUGCGGUGUUGAUCGACUGGAUCCGCGCAGCUCGUCUCCAGCUCAGGAGGAGCUUCGGCUCGGACUUUCCUGUUCUGCGUCUGCACUCUGACCGAGGCGGAGAGUUCUCCUCUGGCCUUUUGCGAGCCUACUGUCGUGCGCGAGGCAUCCGCCAGACCUUUAUGCUUCCGGACUCUCCACAGCAAAAUGGGAUUGCUGAGCGCCGCAUUGGCAUGGUCAUGGACGUCGCCCGAACGUCCAUGAUGCAUGCGGCUGCCCCCCAUUUUCUGUGGCCGUUUGCGGUUCGGUACGCGGCGCAUCAGAUCAACCUUCACCCCAGGGUCUCCAUGCCGGAGACCUCCCCAGCUUUGCUGUGGACGGGGAAGGUAGGCGAUGCGUCUGCGUUCCGUGUCUGGGGAUCUCGGGCGUUUGUCCGCGACUUGUCUGCGGACAAGCUGUCCCCUCGUGCUGCUCCUUGCGUCUUCCUUGGCUUCCCCCCUGACGCGCCAGGGUGGCAGUUCUACCACCCCACCUCUCGUCGUGUUCUGUCCUCCCAGGACGUCACGUUUGACGAGUCGGUCCCUUACUACCGCCUCUUCCCCUACCGCACUCCGUCCCAUCCCCCACCACCGCUCUUCCUUGUGCCAAGUCCCCCCCCGGUAGACCCCCUCCCCCCUCAGGGUCCUGCCCCUUCAGGUGUGUCCCAGGUAGAUGCAGUCGAGCCUGUCGAGGUUACUAGUGACUCUGGUGCUGCUGAGGGUGCUGAGCGUGUGGGUGCUACGCCUGGGGGUGCUGAGCCUGAGGGUGCUACUACUGGGGGUGCUGAGUCUGGGGGUGCUGAGCCUGGGGAUGCUACGCCUGGGGUUGCUGAGCCUGGGGGUGCUGAGCCUGGGGGUGCUACGCCUGGAGGUACUGAGCCUGGGGGUGCGGAGCGUGAGGGAGCUGGGCCUGCUGGUGCCGUGUCUGGCGGUUCUCCGGGUGCUUCGUCUUGCCGGGAGCCACUCUCUCCACAGUUGCUGCGUGAGUGGUUUGCCCGGCGCUGGAGGCUAGCUGCUGGAGCUGGAGGUGCUGCGGGUACAGGAGGUUCUGAUGCUGCUCAGGGAGCUGGUGCCACGGCUGGAGCUGCUGCGGGUGUUGGCGCGGAGGCUACUGCUGUCGGUCCUGGAGGCGGUCCUGCUGGGGGUACUACUGGUGCUGCUGGAGGUACUGGAGCUGGAGCUACUACUGGUGCUGGUUCUUCCACUGGGGGUGCUGGUGCUGUCCCUGCUGUGUCUGGAGUCGCCGCGCGUCCUCGGCCGUACUUCGCUCCGCUCCUUCAGCAGGUUCUUGGUCUCCCGUCUUCUACUGGUCCUCCUCCUCCCUUAGAGAGUCCACAGCCUGUCCCGUCGCAGUUACAGUUACAGCCGGCCUCCCCACUGCCUGCUCCGUCUCCCUACACUGGUCCUACUGGAGGUCUUGCUGAGCGUCGUGAGCCUGCGUCUCGCCCUGCGUCGCCUGUCCGUGCUGCUCGCACUAGUGGUCGCAGUUCGCGUCAGCGUCCUCCUCCUGUCCCUGGCACGCACCGGAUGUCUUUGCGUCCGUCCACUGCUCCUCUGCGUGCCCCUUUGCCUUCUCCUCUUGAGUCUUCUCUUCCUGCUCUUGCCGACCCGGAGUCGGACUCUCUUCGUGCUGCCAGUCCUACUAUCACACGUCUCCUUGCUACUGUCGUCACUGACCCUUCUUUUGAGUCCAGUGCUGCGUCUGCCCUAGUUGCUGAGCUCGUCGACUUUGCUGCUCGCUAUCGUCUAGACUACGCUGCUAGUCUUGUCGCUGAGUCUGAGUCUGUCUGUCCUCCGUCCGUCGGGGACCCGGAUGCACUUGACAUCCCGACUCCGCGCUCUUAUGCGGAGGCCGUAGAGGGUCCCUACUCCUUUCAGUGGCAGGCAGCUAUGGAUGCAGAGAUGGCUUCCUGGAAGUCCACAAGCACCUACGUUGACGCGGUUCCCCCACCUGGGGCGAACAUCGUCAGUGGCUUGUGGAUCUUCAGGGUGAAGCGGCCGCCAGGUUCUCCACCUGUCUUCAAGGCGCGGUACGUGGCUCGUGGCUUCAGUCAGCGGCAGGGAGUUGACUACUUUCAGACCUUCUCUCCCACCCCGAAGAUGACCACUCUUCGGGUGCUGCUGCACAUAGCCGCUCAGCGCGACUACGAGCUUCACUCUCUUGACUUCAGCACUGCUUUCUUGCAGGGUAGCCUGCACGAGGAGAUCUGGCUGCGCCGCCCACCUGGCUUCACUGGGACUUUUCUUCCUGGCACCCAGUGGAGCCUCCGGCGGCCAGUCUACGGUCUUCGCCAGGCACCGCGUGAGUGGCACGACACACUGAGGACUACGCUUGCGGCUCUUGGGUUUGCUCCCUCUACUGCCGACCCGUCGCUGUUUCUACGCACCGACACCUCUUUGCCGCCGUUCUACAUCCUCGUGUACGUGGACGACUUGGUCUUUGCCACUGCUGACACUGCUGGACUCGCCCACGUGAAGUCCGAGCUGCAGAAGAGACACACGUGCACAGACCUGGGUGAACUGCGCAGCUACCUUGGCUUGCAGAUCACCCGGGACAGAGCACAGCGCACCAUUACCCUGACUCAGUCACACAUGGUGCAGCAGGUCCUUCAGCGCUUCGACUUCACGUACUCCUCGCCUCAGGCCACUCCUCUGUGUACUCGCCACUCGCUCUCAGCUCUGCCUUCGGAUGAGUCCGUAGAGUCGAGUGGCCCGUACCCAGAGCUUGUUGGCUGCCUCAUGUACCUGAUGACUUGCACACGACCUGACCUUGCAUACCCUCUUAGCAUUCUUGCACGCUAUGUUGCUCCUGGGAGACACAGACCGGAGCACAUGGCUGCAGCGAAGAGGGUGUUGCGCUACUUGUGCAGUACGUCGGGCAUGGGGCUAGUGCUUGGAGGGCAGAGUCCAGUGGUCCUCACUGGGCACGCAGACUUUUCUUGGGCUGACGACCAGGCUACACAACGGUCGUCACAGGGUUACACCUUCAGCCUUGGUUCCGGCUCUGUUUCGUGGCGGGCUACUCGCUCGUCUUCCGUUCUCGGCUCCAGUUGUGAGGCUGAGAUCUACGCAGGAGCCAUGGCUGCACAGGAGCUUCGCUGGCUCACCUACCUGCUGACUGACCUCGGAGAGCCGCCUCGUUCUCCUCCAGUACUGUACGUAGACAACAAGGCCAUGCUGGCCUUGUGUCGGGAGCAGCGCCUGGAGCACAGAACGAAGCACAUUGCUCUCCGCUACUUUCUUGCUCGUGAGCUGCAGCAGCGUGGUCAGAUGCGACUUGCGUACGUGGCCUCUGAGGCCAACACUGCUGAUAUCUUCACUAAGGCACUUACGCCUUGUGAUCAUCAGUGCUUCUGUACUCAGCUUGGUCUUGUGCCUGCCUUGCCUCACUUGCUCACUUCUUGA